UUGAUAAAUUUUUUUAGUUUUUGUGUAAAUUAGUAGAAAUUAUUGAUUAAGGUUUGAAAUGAGUAGAAAUUUCAUGUAUGAUAAUUUAGACAUAGUGUAUUACACGUUUGUUGGCUGAAAAGAAUUAUCAGAGCAUUUUUUGGGGAUUGGUUGGGUACAUUGGCGUCAUUGACGUAGCUUCUGAGUUACAGAAAAUUCCAGAGAUGUAUCUCCGGAAUUUUUCAACGUUUUAGUUUCUUAGAUUCCGGAGAUGCAUCUCCGUAAUUUUCUUAGUAUUUUUUUUCUUGCGUGUGUCGGAGUUUCCUUAGUAUUUUUUUCUUGCGUGUGGUUUUGUUUGCAUGUAAUAAUUGUUUGCUUUACUUUAAUUUACAGACAAAAUGGUUGGUAGACACGAUAGAUUAAGGCACGAGAGGGUUACACAUCACACAUCAGUAUGACGGGAGAAGAGCCAAUAGGUUUCGCAGGCUCCUAGUCCCUCUGGUCAUGCAAAGUCAUCUACUUCUGGGGCUCGUGAUUCUCCUCAUGCUUCUUCAUCUUCUUCUUCCCGUAGGAGACGAGAUUCACCUACUGAUGCAUCACUCCCUUCAUCCCCCUACAUGCGCCAGGUUUCCCCUAUUCAUGCACCUGAGGUACCUGAUUCACCAGUGACACCUCCUACUGUAGAUGUUUCUAAGUCCGCGUCAGCUUCUACUAUUGAUGUUAUUGAUCCAAUGCCACCUCCGGAGGGUGAGACUAUUGUGGAUGCUGAGCUAAAGGCAUUUGGAAGAGACCUUGUAGAUUUGUCAUUACUAUCUCUAUACCCAGACCAUACUGCCAAACAUAUCUGGGAUGAAGAGGAGCGUGAUCAAUAAAAGUUUAGUAACCAUGGGCGGAAGAUUACUGACUUGUCUCAGCCGAAUGAGGAUUGGUUUCAGGCAGUUUUGUCCAUAUCUGGCCUGAAGGACUUGUGCAUGAUCGGUUAUAUUACGGUCAUCCACGAGAUGCUUAAUGCAUUCGUGGAAAGAUGGAACUCGGAGACCUCGUCAUUUCAUCUCCCGCUUGGUGAGAUAUCUAUCACACUCGACGAUAUCUCGUGUUUGCUACAUCUUCCGAUCAGGGGGAUACUCUUAUAUCAUGUGAGGAUUACCAAAGACGAGACACUCGUGAUGAUGGUAGACUAUUUAGGGGCUGACCUAGGGGAGACGAAUGAGGAUCUGGAUAUGACCAAGGAGCUCGUGCUAGAUUUGAAUACUUGAAAAAGGUAUAUAUAGAGGAGCUCCAGAAAGAACAUCAGACUACGGGUGAUGACAAGUAGGUAGGGCUCCAUAGAGCGCAUGUUAUAAGAGCAUACUUUCUAUAUUAGGUUGGGACUAUGAUUUUUAUGGACAAGAGUGCCACUUAUACAGAUGUCGUCUAUCUACGGUACUUCCAGGAUUUCGAGCGGAUCUAUGCGUACAAUUGGGGGGCACUUGUUUGGUCUACCUGUACUCGAAGUUGAGAGAGGGUCGUAUGUGGAAGACGAAGAAGGUCACAUGCAGCGUCACACUACUGACAGAUUGGGUCUUCCAACACUUCCCACGCAUCUUCAGUUGGGUGAGCGUUGAGACUUACAUUGAGGAUAUGCCGCGUGCUACUGUUUUUUACCCGCUCAGAGGGAACCAAGUGACUGAGUCUUUCAAAGUGUAUCUUGAUUAUUUGGUUUCCGAGGACAUGCACUUCAACAACUAUGUCGAUCACCGUCAAAUGCAAUCAUUUGACGAGAUAGUGUUAUACUCUAGAUGGUUGGCCUACGGAUCACAUAUCACUGCUCCUCAUCUUCCCGAGCGCGUCAUGCGGAGGUUUGGAUACACUCAUAUCAUUCCCAGACACCAUGUUGUCUAUGCUCAUUCUACUUUGACAUGUAGACAGAUAGAUGACAUGUUUGAUGAUUAUGAUAGUCUUCUAAUACCGAAAGAGGCACAUAAUAUCAUAGCCGUGAACGACUGGAGCUACGUCGAAGGGUAUAUAAGAUGGUUUUCCAGGGUGUCAAAUCUAUACAUGGUGCAUGCUGCUCCAGGAGACCCACAUAGGUCAGCUCAUCAAGAGAUACCAAAGGAGGAGAAGACACAAUUAAAUCAUGUUAAGGAUGUCUUUCCUAGAUGUUGUCGUAUUAUAGAGAUUGCGCAUGCAUGCAUUGACAGAGCUAUCUUCUCUGAUGGGUCUGAUCUAAGGCAGGUCCUAGAUGCCAUCAUGACGAAGGCAUAUGGGACAUUGAUUUAGCAGAGACAGCAUUGGAGGAUGGGGGGGUUGAUGGUCGAGGAGGAAGAGGCGAUGUAGUCAGACACCACAGUAGUGCAUUAUUAUAUAGUAGUAGUAGUAGUAGUAUGGAUUGAAUUUUAUUUUGACAAUAUGCUACUUUAUCGUUGCUAUUGACUAUUUUGACAUUUAUUAGUCUUUUACUUAUAUAUGACAUUUUUGGACCAUCUGGACUUAUGUACGUCAUUUUUUGCAU
Lathyrus oleraceus (garden pea) is the source of this 2470-nucleotide messenger RNA. RefSeq lists its product as uncharacterized. NCBI's taxonomy places the organism in Eukaryota, Viridiplantae, Streptophyta, Magnoliopsida, Fabales, Fabaceae. The transcript is spliced from 3 exons. Bases 1489 to 2238 code for a protein of 249 amino acids. The record is from RefSeq and is a predicted model, not a curated record.